This is a messenger RNA of Cyprinodon variegatus (sheepshead minnow), 2084 nucleotides long. It is a transcript of the gene entpd8, whose product is annotated as ectonucleoside triphosphate diphosphohydrolase 8. Bases 37 to 1548 code for a protein of 503 amino acids. Gene Ontology annotation, cellular component: plasma membrane. Gene Ontology annotation, biological process: nucleoside diphosphate catabolic process. The record is from RefSeq and is a predicted model, not a curated record. Gene Ontology annotation, molecular function: GDP phosphatase activity; UDP phosphatase activity. The transcript has 9 exons. Lineage: Eukaryota; Metazoa; Chordata; Actinopteri; Cyprinodontiformes; Cyprinodontidae.
UCAGGCACACACAGAACCUGCAACAGAGUUUCAACUAUGAGUCCCCAUCGCGCCCAAAUUGUCAGUGCUAUUUUGCUGCUGAUUCUGGCAAUUAUUGGGAUUUGCUUGUUGAUCCUUCCAGUAAAAGAGGUGAAGAUGCCUGCUGAGAACAUGUAUGGAAUUGUACUUGAUGCAGGGUCCUCCCACACCUCCUUGUACAUCUACACUUGGCCAGCUGAGAAGCAAAAUGGAACUGGUAUUGUUACCCAGCACAGUGAAUGUAAUGUGGAAGGUGGUGGGAUAUCUAGUUAUGCUGGAAAACCUGGUGGUGCUGCCAAGAGUUUGCAGGAAUGUAUGAAGCACGCACUAAAGGAGAUUCCGCAAUCUAGACAUCACCAGACUCCACUUUGCUUGGGUGCUACAGCAGGGAUGAGGCUACUUAGCAUAAUCAAUCAUACAGAGUCUGGACGUGUCCUGCAAGAAGUACAGAAUGAACUGCAGUCUUACCCUUUCCUGUAUAAGGAAGCCAGAAUCCUGACUGGGCAGGCCGAGGGGGCCUAUGGCUGGGUCACAGUCAACUACUUACUUGAAAAUUUUGUUAAGUAUGGUUUUGUUGGACGUUGGCUGAAUCCAGGAAGAAGCACAACUGGAGCUUUGGAUUUAGGUGGAGCUUCCACUCAGAUUACAUUUCAAACCUCCCAAAAGUUGGAGAACCAAGAUAAUCUGAUGAAACUAACCCUUUAUGGAAAAACCUACACAUUGUACACCCAGAGUUUCCUGUGCUAUGGACAAGACCAGUUUCUCAGGAAACUGUUGGCUCAUCUUAUCCAGAGGCAACAUGCGACAGGACAUCUAAUCAACCCCUGCUAUCCACGAAUGUUUAAUAUUUCUAUGAACCUAGAGAAAGACAUCUUUGAUUCUCCUUGUACAAAGGAAUACAGACCAGCCCAAUAUUCUCAGAUGACUAUAAAAGUGGUGGGCAAUGGAGAUUACAACCAGUGUGUCAAAACUGUAUCUGAAAUCUUCAAUUUUAGCCACUGUUCCUACUCAAUGUGUUCCUUUGAUGGAGUGUUUCAGCCAAAGGUGACAGGGAGCUUCAUGGCAUUCUCCGCUUUCUACUUCACUCAGAAAUACAUCAAAGAAAUUACCAACAUAACGCUCACAUCGCCUAGCCGUGCUGUGGAAGCAGCCAAGCUUAUCUGCAAUAUGACUAUCAGAGAGAUAAUGGACAAGACAAAUCAGUCAGAGAAAUACAUGAAGAAUAUCUGUGCCAUGUCAAAUUUUGUACAGAUUCUAUUAACCAAUGCGUACCAUUUUGAUGAGGCUUCCUUUCCUUCUAUUUCCUUUCAGAAGAAGGCAGGGGGAGCUUCUGUGGGAUGGGCUUUGGGAUAUAUGCUGAACGUGAGCAAUGAAGUGCCAGCAGAGAGUCUUAGCGUGAUGAAGGCUCUCCCCCCGAAAUGUUGGAGUGGCAUCAUCUUCCUCUUUGUUGUAUUUCUUCUUUUUGUUCUGGUAUAUGGCAUGAUGAUCUGCAGCAAUGCAAACAUUAGAGGAGAAGAUUUCCGAUUCUAAGGGUAACACACCACCUGAAUUUUUUUAAGAGCUAAGAAGUUUUUUUUUCUUCAGCAUUUGGUUUAUAAAACAAAUUUGUAACCACAACUGUUUGUAUAAAAUUAAACUAACCAAGAACUGUCACCAGCAAAGCAAUCGUCUAAUAUAACAUGUUGAACAAACAUCAUACUCUGCUCUGAAAAAUAUUGGCUCUCAGUGGAGACUCUCUAUAUGGAUUUCUUCUGUUUUUAUUUUGCUAUUAUAAAAACUGGAAUUUUUAGAUUGGCCAAGCAAACUUUGAAUUCACGGUGGUAAAUCUUUGAAAGCACUUGAGCUUAAAGGUAUAGUGGAGGAUCUUUGCAGAUUUUUGAAAAGACCCACCCUCUCCAAUUAAAAAAAAUGCACAUGCACAACACAACAACUGUACCUGCACCUGAGAGGGAAUGACUAUUAAUCACAUGCAUGAGCGCAUUUCUCCUUGUGCACGUUCUCUUUAAAAGUUGCUGUUUGCAUUGCUCAUACAAGCUUACUUUUAGGGAUUUGUAGUUUUUCCACUG